AUGCAGUAUUGUUUUCAGACAUACAACUCAUCCUGUACUAAGGAAGUGCGAUCUCCAGCUGUUUAUGUGGUGAUGUAUAUUUCUGCAGUGGCAGUGGUGAUGCUGACAGUGUGUGGAAACCUGAUUGUGAUCGUCUCUAUCUCUCACUUCAAGCAGCUCCACACACCAACUAACUUCCUUGUGCUCUCUCUGGCUGUGGCAGACUUUCUAGUAGGACUAACUGUGAUGCCUUUCUGUUUAAUUCUUUUAAUAGAAACAUGUUGGUAUUUUGGAGAAAAGUUCUGUAUACUUUAUAAAACAAUUGGUUGUAUUGUAGCUUCUGUUUCAGUUUAUAAUAUUGCAUGUAUAGCUAUUGACCGGUAUCUUGCUGUGUGUGACCCUUUACUUUAUUCUAUAAAAAUAACAGCUAAUCUAACACGAAUAGCCAUAUUGCAUGUAUGGUUACUAUCAGUCCUUUACAGCUUGGCACUCCUUUAUUUUAAUGGGAAUAUCAGCAGUGCAGAAAAACAUAAUACUUGUCUUGGAGAGUGUUUGUUUUUUAUCAAUGAUAUGUGGAGUAUGGCUGAUAUAAUUAUAUUUAUGUUACCAUGUUUUGUAAUGUUAUUACUUUAUGGAAAAGUUUUUAUAGUAGCUAGAAGUCAUGCAAAAGUCAUUAGUUCAUUCAAGGAGCAAUUGCCUUUUUCUCAUGAACGAAAGGGCAACUGUGAGGACUUCCCACCUGCCAAAGCACCUUUCCACUGCCACCAUCAAGCUAUCAGUGACUUCCACAGCCUCCUUAUUGUCACGGACACUGACUGA
Lepisosteus oculatus (spotted gar) is the source of this 798-nucleotide messenger RNA. RefSeq names its product trace amine-associated receptor 13c-like. The record is from RefSeq and is a predicted model, not a curated record. Gene Ontology annotation, cellular component: membrane. Lineage: Eukaryota; Metazoa; Chordata; Actinopteri; Semionotiformes; Lepisosteidae. Gene Ontology annotation, biological process: G protein-coupled receptor signaling pathway. Gene Ontology annotation, molecular function: trace-amine receptor activity.